This is a messenger RNA of Spinacia oleracea (spinach), 1075 nucleotides long. Its product is annotated as ubiquitin-conjugating enzyme E2 36. NCBI's taxonomy places the organism in Eukaryota, Viridiplantae, Streptophyta, Magnoliopsida, Caryophyllales, Amaranthaceae. Bases 145 to 606 code for a protein of 153 amino acids. The record is from RefSeq and is a predicted model, not a curated record. The transcript is spliced from 8 exons.
AGUGGUCAGCUGGUCACGGAAAGACUACUUUAAAGCAUAAGGCCCUCCCUCUAGUACCAUUACCAUUUUUCCAUCUCCGAUUCCAAUCUCUCCCAUUUCUCUCUCCUGAUCUACCACCCCACCCCCCUCUUUUCUCCUCUCAGAAUGGCAAACAGCAAUCUUCCCCGAAGAAUCAUCAAGGAAACUCAGCGCCUUCUUAGUGAGCCAGCUCCUGGAAUUAGUGCUUCUCCCUCAGAAGAGAAUAUGCGCUACUUUAAUGUUAUGGUUCUGGGACCUUCUCAAUCUCCUUAUGAAGGGGGUGUCUUUAAGUUGGAGUUGUUUCUACCAGAAGAGUACCCAAUGGCACCUCCAAAGGUCCGUUUCUUGACUAAGAUUUAUCAUCCGAAUAUUGAUAAGCUUGGAAGGAUAUGCUUAGACAUCCUUAAAGAUAAAUGGAGCCCAGCCCUGCAGAUCCGAACAGUAUUACUAAGUAUCCAGGCUCUUUUGAGUGCUCCCAAUCCAGAUGAUCCACUUUCAGAGAACGUUGCGAAGCACUGGAAGAGUAAUGAAGUUGAAGCUGUGGAAACAGCAAAGGAAUGGACGCGCUUAUAUGCAACAGGUGCUUGACAGUGGGAGCUUAUCACACAAUUGGAUAUCCCCAUUGUAAUUUAAAACCAAAUUACAAUUACUACUGGAUUUUUCAUGGAAAUGGAAAGUGAUGGUGUUUUGAUGAUUAGUAUGAUAACCCGAAGGCCUCCAAUUGCUGGUUGUAGAUGAAUCUCAUCAUAAAACUGCUUCAAUCAUGCAUUGUCGAUUUGUUGUCAACAUUUGUAAUUCUUAUUUCGUACACUUACAAUCGUGUUAUUUUGGCAUGUUUUUAUCGGGUGUUUAAGAGGGGCUUGGAAGGUUCACAAUGGUUGCAAAUUAUUCCAUGGGGCUGUAGAUGAUAUAUGUCUAUAUCGGGUCUUCAGUCAUCCGCUUCCAUUGCAUUUAAUCAAGCUUCUAAUGCUAUUUUUGUCAAAUUUGCUCCUUGUUAUGACUUGGUGAAUCUACCCAAACGUUUUUCAAUAUUAUCUUACAUUCAGAUUGUAUAUAA